AUGGAUGGGCCGGCGUCUGGUGACAUGGACUUGAUUGACUUGACGCUUCAGAACCCCCCAGUGCCAUCCGUGUCCCCUGCUCUCCCUGCAACCACUUCAACAAACCCCUACGACGAUAUUCGACCUCCACUUUCACCCUCAAUCCUUCAUUCCUCGCAAUCAGACCAUGCGGCUCUAUCGUCCGCAGCUCUGGCCAUGGCCCUGAAGCGAAGAGACGUGGCUGUCGCUGCCGUAGCCGCUUUCGUUGCUUGGGGAUAUGCUGUGAGCUGGUUCUCCGUGUUACGAUGGGCCGGAUAUGCAUUUGUGGCCGGCAUCCUUGUCACCAUUAUCGGCCUCGUCGCAACUUUAUUAUUGACAGCGCAGCGACCGAAACGUGUGCCGACACAGCUUCCUAGGGCUUCCUUUCUAGACGCUAGUCGCUGGAAGAAAGAAGUGGCUGCUUUAAAGAAACGACAAACAUACGAGAGGCAGAGACUGGAACUUGGUUGCUCACCGCAUGUUGUUGAUGCUGUCGAUGGCCUACUCGACUUGAUCCUUCGCGACUUCGUGCGCAGCUGGUAUUCCCAUAUCAGCUCAAACCCUGUUUUCCCGAACCAAGUCGACCGCGCGGUGCGCCUGGCAAUCACGAGUUUGAUCGAGUCGUUACGACACAAGGACUUGGCAGAAAUAGUUACGAGUCGUCUUAUUCCAAUUCUCACUGCCCACUUCCGCGAUUUUUACGAUGCUGAAAAGUCAGUCCGAGGGAGAAAACUAAACCGCUCAGUUACGGAAUCCGAAGAGCUGGACCUGGCCAUUGCGUCCAAGUACAAGGAUGGGCGCCUGCACCCUGCCGCCUCUCUGUCAUUCCCAGACACCAAGAUGGUGCAGCAGGAUUAUCUGAGGUCUCUUGCUGAGAGAAUUGUUCCCAAGGUAUUGCCCGAACAUAUGCUAGCCAGUAGGUCCGUGUCUAUCAUCAUUCGCGAGAUUGUCAGCUGCGCUGUGCUGUCCCCAGUGCUGCAGCUGUUAUCUGAUCCAGAUACAUGGAAUCAAGUGAUGGAAAACUAUGGCCGCAGCAUGUUGCAGGACAGGUCGACAGUUCGCAAGCUUAGAGCGGCACUUGAUCAGCAUGCAUCACCAACGCCUCGGACAGUGAAGAUGGCACAAGCACCCAGGCUAAGCCCGGGCGACAGUGAGCGCAAGUUUGAAAAGUUUAUUCGUGGCAUACGGAAAGUGAACAACUUGUCAGAUGCGCGGCGUUUCCGGAGCGAAGUGGCUAGCCAACUGAAGCGAGACUCGCUACAGGAGAAUCAGGAACCGGUAUAUCUUAGGCGCUUGGAGAUGGGCAAGCGACUGCUGGACCAAAAAGUCCAGCAACUUGCCGCUGGUGGUGAUCGUCAACCCGUGACGUUCAAUGCACCAACUGCGCCUGUUGCAACGGCUUCUAGGUUAGAGAAUGUUGCUCUCGUUGAGCUCUUGAGGGACGCGUCUGGACUUUCAUAUUUCAUGGAAUACAUGGACCGCCAGCGUUUAAUGUCUCUGGUGCAGUUCUGGCUAGUAGUGGAUGGGUUUCGAAACCCAUUGGAGGAUGAUGGCCAAGAAGAUGAACAAAACCCCUCCAACUUGCCCAUGUGGACCGAAUCAGAUCGAAUGGACCUGCAGCAAAUCAACCAAGCAUACUUGUCACGUCCCGAAUUACAUGUCCCAGAGACAUCUAGGAAGGAAGUCCGCCAGUUCCUUGAAGCUGGCAAAUCCGCGACACCCUUACAAUAUCAUCGAGCUAGAAAAUCUAUUCUCAAAGCGCAAAGCGCAGUUUUGGAGGAGAUGCAGUCACAGCAUUACCAUGGCUUCAAGAAGUCUGAUCUAUACUAUAAGUGUCUCGCAUCCCAAGACACAUCCACGGCAAGCUUGGCACCACCCCCCUUACCAGCAGCUCAUCCUCCCACAACACGAGCAUCGCAAUCUUAUCAAGCCAAACCAAAACCGGUCUCUCGACUUGCAACAUCCGCCUCAAGUCAAACUACUAGGCGAUCUGGUUCUGCGGCGGAUCUCCGUGGUCUGGACGUCAACACGAAUGGGCAUGAUCCUCUGACUCAGUCUCGACGGUCGCUAGAUGAGUCCGGAUCAGGGCCGCUUUUCGACGACGACGACGUGGAAAACGACGGGUUAAUGGACUCAGUUCACAGCGUGGGUGAGCCUGAGCCACCACAACAGGUGGCCCCAGACACGCAUGUCGUCCAAGCCGUUGAAGAAGCUUUGAACAACAUAUUGGAUGAUGAAAGACCCCAGACGGCAGAGGACUUGAGAGCGUCCCUAUUUGGAGACGUCGACGAGACUGACGCAAGCUUCUUGGCCAGCAACGACCGCCAGUCCAACCGCGAUUCGAUAGACUCUGGACAACCUGUUGUAGCUGCCAAAGAUCAGGAGAAGCCUAGUUUGUCGUCCUUGGGUUUAGUCAGUGCAGCGUCAAGAAUCGGAGUUUUCGUCGACGAUGAUUUGUUUGCGGACGAAGACAAGUUCCUUGCAGAUGAAGUUGACGAUACUGGAGAAGGUACCACGGAUAGAGACGAAGAGGAUGAAGUCCACGAAGCAGCACCAGGUGACCUUGGCCUCGCAGAAGCCAUCAGCGCGUUGACCAACGACAUUGAUCGCUUAGCAGCACAAGAGGCCAUUGUGGACUCACUGACGCGAAAAGCCGAGCUAACAAACAAUACCUCUGAGCUACGAAUCCUGCGCAAAUCCAAGGCGAGCUUACAAAGAGAAAUUCGGCGCAAAGAGCUUCAACGACAGCAGUAUGUUGUUCAAGAGAGUGACAACAGUCUGUAUGGUCGGUCUACCAUCAAGAUCAAGUCGAUUCAGGUGGGCCGGGAGGAUGACGGCAGAGAAUUUGCUAUGUAUGUUGUCGAAGUGCAACGCAAUGCUGGCGAGCAAAUGCCUGCGGCAUCGUGGAUUGUUACAAGGCGAUAUAGCGAGUUCCAUGACCUUCACCAAAAACUACGAUCCAGAUAUCCGUCAGUGAGGAACCUGGACUUUCCUCGCCGAAGAGUAGUCAUGAAAUUCCAGAGCGAAUUUCUCCGAAAGAGAAGGGAGGCCCUGGAAAAGUAUUUACGAGAGCUACUCCUCCUUCCAGAAGUUUGUCGCAGCAGAGAACUUCGAGCCUUUUUAUCCCAGAGUGUGAUCACUCCUGGUCAGGAUAUAUUGGAUCGUGAGGAUAAGAAGGACAUUGUGUCUCGUCUGUACGAUUCGGUCGCGGAUGGCAUGGACGAUAUCCUGGGCAAUAUACCUGUUCUGGAUCAAAUAUCUGUGGCUGGUCAAAAUCUCAUUGCCGCCGCCACCAAUCAACUAAAUGCGAUGCCACUCAACGUAAAUGAAGACACGUUUCCCGCCGCCGAAGCAGAAGCAGAGCUGAAUGCCUUCGAGGACAAGGAACUAGAGCCCUUUAUCAAACCUAUCUGUGAUAUAUUCUUGGAAGUUUUUGAAUUGAACAGAGGCAACAACUGGCUCCGUGGACGAGCCGUCGUUGUGGUCCUGCAACAACUCCUAGGGGGCACUAUUGAGAGAAAGGUGCGGGACAAUGUCAAAAUGCUCCUACAGGAUGAGUCUAUUCUUCGGUAUAUUUCUCUGGUAGAAGACAACAUGUGGCCUGAUGGAGUCCUACUCCGCGACAGAAAGCCUAGGUCCGAGACGCAGAAGAAGAAAACCCGAACGGAGGCGAGUCUUAUGUUGGCUACACUUGUACCAGAUUUGGCUGGAAAUGUUGUUGGGAGGGCGAAUGCGCAAACUGCCAGUCGGCGCAUUUUCGCGACGUUGAACAAUUCCCGACUCAAUGCCCAUUUGGUAUUUACGAUGCUGGAUGAAAUUAUAUCCAUCAUGUUUGAAGAUUCAUAG
Pochonia chlamydosporia 170 is the source of this 3864-nucleotide messenger RNA. Its product is annotated as intermediate filament protein. Gene Ontology annotation, molecular function: phosphatidylinositol binding. Bases 1 to 3864 code for a protein of 1287 amino acids. The record is from RefSeq and is a predicted model, not a curated record. Lineage: Eukaryota; Fungi; Ascomycota; Sordariomycetes; Hypocreales; Clavicipitaceae. Gene Ontology annotation, cellular component: intracellular membrane-bounded organelle. The transcript has 2 exons.